AUGAAGGCUGAACGCAAACAAGAGGCUUCCAGUGGCGAUGAGCUGCCCCAGAAGCAGGAUCCUUUGGAGCGGCGACGGCUGCAAAACCGCCUAGACCGCAUCGCCAAACUCCAAGAGCGUGUCAUCGCCAACGAACUGCGAGCAGCGGCCGCCCUCAACGGCUGGGAUCAGGCAUAUACGACCUCAACCCGCCACACACUUCACGAUUCUGAAUGUACUUUCAACUCUCAGAAUACUUCCCCCUUGGACUCCGAGCCAUCCACCCCAUAUAUACCUCCCUCUGCACUUUCGCCUCCUUCCUGGCCCAGCGACUUCCCAUCUUUCCUGUCUCCCAGUGUAUUCACUGGGAUUAUAUCAUCGUUCGACGCGACUCCUGCAAUGGAUUCCAUAACAUCUCCACUACCUGCCCCAAUGUUUUCGAGCAGUACCACUAUCACACAGUCCCCCACAAACCAUAUGGGUGGACAUGCUUUCCAAGACAUGGCAACCAGCGGACCAAUGACCCCAGAAUCUGCUUCCUUUCCCCCAAACCAGCCUCUAUACUACCUUGCGACAGAAGCAACACUACCCCAAAUUCUCCAGGCUAUCAACACCAUGUCCCCACAAUCUCAAAUCAUCGUUCUAGUCCCGCAAGACUCAUCAUCCUCAGUGGGGCAUAAUGCCCAAACAUCUUCGUUAAAUGGAGAAAAUGGCUUUGAGAACCCUUUUUCACCAACACAGGUAAACUCUCAAAGUGUUGCAUGCCAGUGCCAGUCCUAUAAUAUCCUGUCUGGCUCCACCCACCCUGCCAUCUCUAGGACAUGGUCGGUUCCUGGGUCUUUUGUACCUGUGUGUCCCUUGCAUAAGAUGCAGGAGUCGGCGAUGGGGAAUUGCUCCGUUAUGAUGCUGUGA
This is a messenger RNA of Penicillium alfredii, 891 nucleotides long. It is a transcript of the gene xanC, whose product is annotated as transcription factor xanC. The transcript has 3 exons. The record is from RefSeq and is a predicted model, not a curated record. Lineage: Eukaryota; Fungi; Ascomycota; Eurotiomycetes; Eurotiales; Aspergillaceae. Bases 1 to 891 code for a protein of 296 amino acids.